Molecule: messenger RNA, 405 nt
Organism: Mesocestoides corti
Lineage: Eukaryota; Metazoa; Platyhelminthes; Cestoda; Cyclophyllidea; Mesocestoididae
Source: the annotation of a GenBank genome assembly
AUGUCGCACGUGGGAACACCGAGUGUCGCGUCUCCGACCCCGCCAGAUGGUGUCCCCCACCAGCUGCUCAGAGCAAUUUCUCGUGCUGUGAUAGCUGGCCGGCACCCUCUUGGCAUUUCGGGCACAAACGACGCCGCACUUCGCGGUCCACCGGGACGCACCGAGGCCCGUUGCUCACCGGCUGAGUGGGUUGCUAGGGCAGGCGACUGGCGCCCGAAUUGCCCCUUCGUUUGUGCUCAGCUGGGCAGCUGUGGCCUCUUGCAAUUAGAGACAUCCAAGCACUUAGCUUCGAAAACGCUUGAGCGCAAUAUGUCCACCCUCCACCUCGACCGACUGCUCCUCCCCCCCACUCGGGUCUCAAGUGGUUCACCACGCCACAGCCCACCUUAUCGCAGCAGUGCAUAG